AUGUCCUUCUGUAGUGUGUGCCCGAGCGCUGCCGCUCUCUGCAGCGCACGACCAGCAGUCCCUUCGCGAUGCAGGCAUGCUGUUGCGCGGGUCUACCCUGAGCGCUGCUCGGACGCUAGGUCCGCCCCGGACGACCAUGCGGCGGCCGUGAGCAGACGGGCAGUACUUGCGAUCGCUGCAGCGGCGCCGUGCCUGCUGCGGCCGCGGUCUGCGCUGGCCGGCGAGGAGCAGGACGAGGACGAGUACGAGUACGUGGAGGUCGAAGAGAUAGGCGGCACGCCGACGCCGGACAGCAAGGUGCUGGACAUAGACGGGGAGCAGUUCGUGAGCCUCGAGUGGGCAGCGAUCGUCCCGAACGGCUUCAAGGAGGCCCCGAUCCCAACCCGGAAAAACACCAUCGGGCAGCGGGCCUCGGGGCUGUUCGACACCAACCCGAACGCCGCGAAGGAGAACAGCCCCGUGAAGGCGGUGUGGGUGCUCGAGGGCCGCCCGGACGUGUCCCUAUCCGUCGUGCAGCAAACGGCGUCAUCCAUCAAGCCCACGUUCACUCAGCUGACCGACAUCUCGCAGUGGGGCUCGCUCGAGGACGCCGCGAGGAUCGUUCUCCCGCGCGGCAGCAGGCUCGUGUCUUCCAAGGUCAUCGCCCUGGACCUCGGGGAGAAGGACACAGGUACCGUGCGCGGGAAGGUCAAGCAGGACCUGCGCAACGUGUACCGGUACGAGUUCGUGGCGUCGAACGGCCGGCGCGUGGCGAUGGCCGUCGCGGCGCUGCGCGGGGAGGUGUUCUUCUUCAACUCGUUCGGGGACGACGCCGCGUGGAAGGACAAGGCCACGCGGCGGAAACUGCGCGGCGCCGCGGACAACUUCCGCGUCCUCGACAAGCCCAUGUUCUGA
Pedinophyceae sp. YPF-701 is the source of this 894-nucleotide messenger RNA. NCBI's taxonomy places the organism in Eukaryota, Viridiplantae, Chlorophyta, Pedinophyceae. The record is from the annotation of a GenBank genome assembly.